AAAUCGAUACGUACAAAACUUCUCACCUCAUUCUUGAGUGCCUUUUCAACGAAAAUUAUUUUUUUCGAACAUUGUGAAAAAUCGAACAUUGUGAAAUUUUUUUGUGAACUAUUUGUGGUGUGCGUGUGUUAUUUAAAAAAAAAAUAAAACAAAAUGUCGAAGUCAUUUUUAAUGGAUUCAUUGCUGAGUGAAAAAUCGUCGAAGCGAAAAUAUGCCGAGACAGCAGCUCCAAUGGGAUUAUCGCCGUUUAUCCAGUAUCCACCUUAUUACGUUGGCAGCUAUUUAUUUUCCCUUGGAAUACAACAACAACACCAGCAACAACUUCAACAACAUCUUCAUCAUGUUUCGCCGGUCUUAUACGCCAAUUUAACAAAAUCACCACGUCAAUGUGAAAUAACGCCACCACAUGAACCAUCCCAUCUGUUGGAGUACAGCAAUGCCCAUCUAUUGACCACUUCGUUGACACCAUCGCCAAACGCAAAUUCAUCCAUCCAUUUCUCAUCUGAACGGCGUGAAUCGUCGCCUGUGUUUGAAGAGCAACCAAAUAAAAAAUUCAAGUGCACACCACCGCCGUCGCCACCAGCCUCAAUUUCCGACUAUGCCGAUUCAAGCAAACGCAUUCGUACCGCAUUUACCAGCACACAACUUUUGGAUUUAGAACGUGAAUUUUCCAUGAGUCAAUAUUUAACACGUUUGCGACGCAUCGAAAUUGCCAACAAAUUGAAAUUAUCGGAGAAACAAGUGAAAAUUUGGUUCCAAAAUCGUCGUGUUAAACAUAAAAAAGGCGACAUUAGUCCAGGUUUAUCAUCGUUUGAACAUCAGCAUCAAUCAUACGCAUCAGGAUCACCAUCGAAUGAUUGUCACAACAUAUUCUGCGCGAAGAAUUAAUUUAAGCAAAAUGACAAAAAAUUAUAUUGUACAAAG
Contarinia nasturtii (swede midge) is the source of this 924-nucleotide messenger RNA. RefSeq names its product GS homeobox 1. The record is from RefSeq and is a predicted model, not a curated record. Lineage: Eukaryota; Metazoa; Arthropoda; Insecta; Diptera; Cecidomyiidae. Gene Ontology annotation, cellular component: nucleus. Bases 154 to 888 code for a protein of 244 amino acids. The transcript has a single exon. Gene Ontology annotation, biological process: regulation of transcription by RNA polymerase II. Gene Ontology annotation, molecular function: RNA polymerase II cis-regulatory region sequence-specific DNA binding; DNA-binding transcription factor activity, RNA polymerase II-specific.